Molecule: messenger RNA, 8711 nt
Organism: Harpegnathos saltator (Jerdon's jumping ant)
Lineage: Eukaryota; Metazoa; Arthropoda; Insecta; Hymenoptera; Formicidae
Gene: Eif4g
Product: eukaryotic translation initiation factor 4 gamma
Exons: 25
Coding region: 1224-7787 (2187 amino acids)
Cellular component (GO): eukaryotic translation initiation factor 4F complex
Molecular function (GO): mRNA binding; protein binding; translation initiation factor activity
Source: RefSeq, a predicted model, not a curated record
UGGUCGCGCGCGUUCCGUCCUCUUUGCGUUGCGACCGUAGCACCCCGCGUCGCGGAAUAUUCGUGCCGUAAAUACGCUAGGACCAGCGGAUAUUCUAGUAGACGUACAUACCUAUCGACGACGGGCACGCAUCCUGGAAUUUCUCUACUCACAGGUAUCGCGAAUAACGAUACGGUAAAAGCGAGCGCGAACGCAUACGCUCUCUCGAAUACGCGAUAGCGCGUUGCAGCUAGACGGCCGAGAUUUUCGCGUCGUAACCCUACGUCGUUGUCGCGCGACUCAUACCGAGCGGCCGUGGUAGAACGUGGUGGCGAAACGUGCGUGCUUGCGUAUACGUGCGAAACGUACGUAUACGAGCGUUCGUUAGUGCGAGCGAAUCACGACGACGACGAAGACGACGUGCUCCGUAUUCGUCGCUGGACGUGCGUGUUCACAUCGCGCACGCGGUAGCCGCUUUUUCUCGCUCCUUUCUUCCACGCCGCGAAGAACGCGAGCCAUCCUCAUCAUCGAGCCGCGCAAGGCGCGUUCGACGGGACAAGAACAACAAGAACAAGAACAACAACGGCAACGACGACGACCAGAGGGAACGGUCUACGUGUAACAGCACGCGGAUCCUCGAGAGCGAGAAGCGAAGACGCGUGAUACGAUCGCCGACAGACAAGCGGACAUAAUAAAAAAAGCGGCAGCGACGUGUUCCGGAGGUGUGUGUGUACGUGUGUAUGUGUGUGUGUGUGUUUGCGCGUGUGUGUCACGAGGAAUUCCGCAUACCAUAAGGCGCAUCGCGAGGAAAUCGCGCGUAACCUCCUCGUGUGUAUACGUAUGAAUCUUUGCGAGUGAGUGCGCGCUCGCGCGCACACAUACGUACGACGUACACAGGCGUUGCGUGCCAACGAUCAAGCCCGUGCGAGACGCACCGAAGAAGGAAUACCCUGCCCCGAUUGUCUGUACAAAUAUCGCGGCUCCACGGAUUUGGUGAGGCCGGCGAUACGACACGACACGACACGGCGCUGAGGACCACCGAUCUCGAGCGCGCGCUGAUUUUCGUCGGACGUACGUUGAAUUCCUUUCCUCACGCGCACCGCGGAUACGGCUAUCAGACGAUAGUGCAUUAACUAUCGUGGGGCACCGUGAACACGUGAGGAAAAUAACGUACCUAUGAGGCCCUCGUCGAGCCGCAUAAGGCAGCAAGCUUCGAAGCAAGCCAGCUCGCAGAAGGGAGGUUCAUGCCGGCGAUGAGCAUGCCGACGAAAGGGAAGCACCACCAUCUGUCCCAUCAUCACCAGCAACAUCAUUCGCAGCAGCAGCAACACCAGCAGCAGGGCCAUCAUAAUCCGUCGCAACAUCAGCACCAAUUGAUCCUCAACGUCAACCAGCCCGUCGUGCCGCAUCCCCCUCAGACUUACAGUGCGGUGGUAACGACGAACACGCCUAGAUUCCUCCCGAAUGCCGUGAGCCAUCAGUCGAAAUAUCGCAAAAAUUACAACAACGGGUCCAAUCCACCGUCAAGAAUGGCGAGAUAUGGCGUCUCGAAAGAUAGCCCAGUGGGUGUCGCCGUCGGGGUAGGACCCAUCGGCGUAGGGCAUUCCAUAUUGCCCCAGUGCAACACAAGUCACCACCAUCAGCAUCACCACAUAGCGGCCACGCACCCUCCGAAUGCGCAACCGGGACACAAUCAUCACAGCGUGCAUCACCCGGUGCACCACCAGCAGCAGCAGCCGCCGUUGCCGUCGCCGGGCGGCCCGCAUCACCCGUUGGCGCUCAACCUCAACCAGAUUCAACAUCACCAGCAGCAACAACAGCAGGCGCAAACGCAACAUCAGCAAUUGCAGCCUCAGUUCCGAGUAAUCACCGCCAAUGCUAGAUCAGACUUUCAUGUACCUGGACAAAAUUACGGCGCCCAACCAGGGGGCCAGGUGGGUGCAGGAGGGGGUAGUGUAGGAGUACCUGGGGGCCGAGGUCCACCACUUGGCGGUAUACAGACGAUAGGACAAUCGGCAGCAGGUAUACCGCCAGGAGGUCCUGCCGGGGCUCAAGCGCCUUCGCAAGCUCCUGCACCUGGGGUCCAGGCACAACCACCUCAAGGACCAGCCCCGACAACGACGCCCCCUGUCCAUACACAACCCCAGGAAAUGGGCAAACAGGCACACUUGCAAACGCAGCCACCCUCGUUGCCGCAAGUGUACGUGCAGACUCAGACAAGGCCGACCAACCAAAACGCAUUUUUUAUGGAUGCCUCGCAGGGCUAUUAUCCUGGUCCUAGACCGCAACAACAAAGAGGUCUUAACCAUAGAGGGGGCCAAGGUGCUAGCGGCACGCCUGUAGUCGGGAUGGCUAGUGUAGGUGGAGGCGGAGGACAACCGACUGCCAUAUACCCACAUCCAGCUAGCUUGACGGUACAGGCAGGCGCAAUGUACGUGCAAAGUCAAGUCCCCGGACUGCACACGCCGCACCAGCAGUCCGUCUACCCUAUGAACAACCAGUUGCCUCUACAGUUCCCCCCACCACAAAGACAUCAAGCUCAUCAGAAUCAGUCGUAUUACCAAUUCCAACAUGCCCCACUUUUAACGCCGCCAAAUGUGUUCGGAUAUGCCCAUGCGCCGAGUCACCAACCCACUGGCUAUUAUUAUUCACCGUCAAAUACGAUGAGCUUGACCAGGGCAAGUGCUGCAAGUGCCGUUAGUGGUGGAGCGCAGCAUGUCGCUGGACCUCUAGCUGGUGCUCAGGGUGCUCCGGUCGUACCGCAGGGUACACUGCAGCAACCUACUCAACAAACGCAGACUUUGCCUCCCAUGGGUAUACCUCUUACACAGACUGUUCCUUGGCAAAUGAAUUCUCGUUUCGUUAAAGACGUAUAUGCAGCCCACAACGGUGGUCCAACAAACGCUACUAAUAGCACCACAAGAUCUCGGAAACCGAGAGGACAGAAUGCGAUUUUGGAUAUAGUGAAUCCACUGACCGGCAAGAAUAUAAGUGAUGAGAUAUACAAGGAUAACGAAACUACUCAGAGUGGUGAAUCUAGUAAUCGCGAGACGCCACAACCACAGAACAAUGGUGCGGAGGUGAUAGCCGAUUUCGCGGCUCGCGUCGCGAAAGCCGCGACCGAGGAGUCCGAUUCAGGCUCAACGGUAUCGGCAAGCGCGUCCGAUACUACCGCCAAUACGGCUCAAACGGCAACGGCGCAAAGUUUAUCAAACGUCCAAAAUAAUUCCAGUAACGGCGCGAAUAGUCAAUAUAAUACCAAUUCGUCUUCAGCUACGCAAAAUGUAGCUGGCGGUGUGGUAUCUGCGAUAAAUAGUCAAUCGUUAGGUACUAGUAACAAAGCGCAAGUAGACUCUACCGUGGCUAAAAUGGAGUCGAAGCCACUGCAACUCCCCGUGAAGGAGUUCCAGCCUAGGAGUGAAAUAAAAAAUACGACGAUCGAGGAAUCGUCAGCUGUCGUUCCAGCGGUGGUCGCUGUCGCGAGCAAGGAUACUGUUCCCGUGUCAACCGCUAAUACCGGAACAGUAACGGCAACGGCGGCGGCCACAACGGCGACGAUCGCAACGACGGCCGCCGAGACCCAGCCUGAGGCUGUUGGGUCCGGUCCUGGUCCCAUCAUGAGCUCUGAAGUAGCCAAGAGCAGCGCUAAUGCUUCGCCUAAUGUAACACAGACGGCAGUUACAACCUCCCAUUGGAGCGUACCACCGAACCUGAACAUUGGCCAAGACAUCGCUAAACCGUCCGCCACUGCCCCGGGUGCUAACCCCGUUCCUGCCCGAGAACCGUUUCCCAAUCUGUCCGCCAAGAACACGUCGAAUUCGCCGCCGAGGAGGAAAUCGCAGAACCAUGCUCACAGUCAGCCUAAUGCUACCGAGCUGCCCUCGAGUGCCAAAGAGCAGAAAGGAGACAGGAAAACCCGGGAAAAGAGUCUGAGUUCGCGAGGUGGUGCUGCUUCUUCCACGCCUGUUCAUAAUCAGCAGGCGGAUCACCAUCACCAGAAAGCGAAUGGUGACGCGGUUGGCCAGAAAGCCGAGACGGAGAACCUCCCCAGGAACGAGGCUCAGCAGCAGAAACCAGUGGACAGUAAAGCUAUGCAAAAGCAGAAGAGCAAGAACAAGCUGAAACCCCGCGAACUCAAUCGCAAGGGAGCCGAAAAGGAAGGUACAGACAUGGACGCGUUUGUAAACGCAGCGCCAGCAACACCGAAGGUCGCCGAGAUCAAGCAGGACAACAAGGAGUCGCAAUCCGUUCCGGUUCCUCCGAAGGAUAGUAACAAGGAAUCCGUCAGAGAGAUCAAGGACAUGAAGGAAAAAGAUAAUUACGAGUCGAAGAAGGAAAAGGAGAUCUUGGCCGUGUCAAAAAACGAGAAGCACGAGCUCGUCGAGGUGUCGAAGGAAAGCUCGCCCGUGCAACAAGCGCCGUCUCCUCCCGUCGUUGACAAACUGCCGAGCAACAAGGAAACGUUGUCGAAGGAAAGCAGCCCUCCGAAGAUAGGGGAUAUCGCGAAGCCACCGAGCAACGUGUGUAACAUGCAGCCACCGAAAGCUGCGGUGCCGGCAGCGAUAGUGACGACUACAACGACGACGACCACGACGACGACGGUCCCGGUAGUCCCGGUAGUCCCGGUAGUCCCGGCAGUCCCGGUAGUCCCGGUAGUCUCGGUAGUCCCGGUAGUCCCGGUAGUAGUCGUUCCCAACGACGUCGUAGAUCAUGCGAAGAUCAAGGAGGACAUAAACCUGGAGAUCUUGGUCGCACAAAAGAACGAGGAAAACUCCAAGGUGUCGGCGAUGUGCACGUCCAACGAGGAGGAGGAAAAACCGACGGUGGCAUCGGCGGAAGGUGCGAAGCAAGACGUCGAGAUGAAGGAUGCCUCGACGGAGACCAUGCCCAAGGCACCGGUGCUCAAGUAUACGUACAAGGAGGAUCAGUGGAGUCCGAUCAAUACAGCUGGGAAGAAGAUGUACGAUCGAGAUUUCCUCAUGAGAUUGCAGUUUGAUCCCAAUAGCAAGAUCAAACCGCCGAAUCUUCCAGACCUGGAGAUCGUUCUCAAGGAUCCUAGGGUACGUCUUAAUGCGAUAACCGACUUGAAACCGUUCGCUCAAGUGCACAUGAACAGGCAUGAUGCGCUGAUGCCCGGAUUUGCGAAGGCUAAUGUAAAUCGUUUGCCACCCACAAACCGUAAGAGUCAUCCAGGAAAACCGAGCAAAGCGGCCAAACCAAACGUUAUUCAGUACUCGUUAUCAGUUAAAGAAGACGUGCAAUUAAAAAGAAUUAAUAAUGCUUGGGUACCGCUUAGGGUUCAAACCGCGAGUAUGUCGGAAGAGGAUAUGAAAACGUUUAAUAUCGUCAAUGGUGUACGUGGCGUGUUGAAUAAGCUUACUCCAGAAAAGUUCGGAAGGCUGAUGGAACUUAUCAAGGAACUCGAGAUCGAUACGCCCUCGCGGUUACAAGAUGUUAUCAGCCUAGUGUUUGAGAAAGCAGUCGACGAACCCUGCUACUCUGUAGAGUAUGCACAGCUAUGCAAAGAAUUGGGUCCGUUGGAAGUUAAAGAUCCCGAAAUGGAAGGUGCUGUCAUCACCUUCAAGAAGCUUAUUAUCACACGUUGUCAGAAGGAGUUCGAGAAAAAUCCCAAUGAUGACAUUAUGAGGAAUAAAGCACUUAAAGAAAUCGAAGAGUGCAGAGAUUCUAAUUUAAAGAAAGAGAUGAAGUUGAUGUUUGAGGAUAAAGAACGUCGACAACGUGUAAAGGCUGUCGGUAAUGUUCGAUUUAUCGGCGAGUUAUACAGAGCGACAAUAUUGACCACGAAAAUCAUGCAUCGUUGUAUUAAACAAUUGUUGCAACAAAAUUCCGAAGAGAGUAUGGAGUGCCUGUGCAAGCUAUUCGAGACGAUAGGUCCGGAUAUAGAGGCAGUCAAAACUGGCGAGAGUAUCAAUGAAUAUUUCAACAGAAUGCAGGAGAUUGUUUGUCGAAGGGGACAAAAUCUUCCUAAAAUUAACUCUAGGGUACGUUUUAUGAUUCAAGAUGUCAUAGAAUUAAGAGAAAGAGGAUGGAAGAAGAGAAGAGAUGAAGAAAAUAGUCCUAAAACGAUAGAGGAAAUUACGAAGGAAGCAGAGUCUGAAAAAUUAGAUUCACAGCUCAAUAAUGCUCUUUUUAAUACUCCUCGAAAGGACGAUCGAAACAACGACAAAAAGAGGAAUCGACUUGGUCCUACAGACGAUGGUUGGAGUCAACCAGUAGGUAGAAUGAGGCUAACGGCGUAUUCGGUAGAAACAGCAAAACUGAAGAACAAACCGCCACCCAUGGACGACAUGCAACUUGGCAGCAGAAACGCUUAUCUGUGGGCAAAAAAUCCAGUAAUGGGUGGUGCCAAUAAGACAAUAAGUGCAAAUAAGUUUGCAUGUCUGGAAAAUAUGUCUAACUUUGACCAGGAUAAGAGAAUGCCACUGCCACUCUCUGGGUCAAGAUCGACGGGUCCAUGUGGCCGUGACUACAAGAGUUCCUAUGAUGGUAGGAAUUCCCGUAAUGGUAGCCACCAAAUGAGCGGUGCAUCGUCGAGUAGAGGCGGCAACUCAUUGCUGGACAGCUCACGCAGCCAAAGUAUGUCGAUGCCUUCGCCUAUGAUGAAGUCCGUUUCACAGUCUGGCACAAUUAGUCAUAAACCUCCAAUGUCGGAGCAAGAUUUCACGAAGGCCCUCGAUUCCACGUUAAGACACUACCUUGCGGAACAAGUUAUUGAGGAUACGACAUUAGAAGUGAAAGAGAAGUUCGAUAGUACCACCCUUAGCAAAUUCACGCUCGAAUGUAUCAACCACGUUUUUGAAAAAACUGCUGGCGACCGAGAAUGUGUCUCUAAGCUUAUGUCCCAUUUAAUUAAAGAAAACAUUUUACCUCUGCAAUGUUUCAAGAGUGGACUAGGAGAAGUAUUGCAGAUCAUAGACGAAUUGGUCAUCGAUUUACCUAAAAUUUGGACUUAUCUAGCCGAAAUAUUGUCGCAUUCGAUAGAGGAAGAAGCUGUUCCAUUAUCCGAGAUGAAGAGCGUGUUUCUAAGUUUGAAAACGAACGGUUUCGUAGGCAAACUUUUCGGAGAACUUAUGAUGAAAGUAUCUCAAAACAAAGGACCUAAGUGGGUCGCCGAUAAAUGGGACCAAAGUGGACUACAGUUGAGUAACUUGCUCGACCCGGAAUUGGAGGAUGCGGAUAAGAUCAUCAAGGAUUACAAUUUGGAGUUCCUAACUGGUGAUUGUAAUAGUGCCAAAAGCUCCACCAUUACUAAUAGUAACCAACCAAAUUUGGUGCAAAUCCAAGAAAAUCUCAGAAGGCUCAUGAAAGAAAACACUUCCUUCGACGAAAUCUGUAGUUGGAUAAAUGAAAAUGUUCAUACUAGAGUUAAGGAUCCCAAAUUUAUAAGAAGUUUAAUGACUGCCAUUUUAGAGACGUCAGUAGAACCCAUACACGACACGUGGAGACUCAACCAAGAUAUUUUUAUAAGUUUGCAAACGCUGAUCCAGCGUUAUGUCGACGCGGACGAGAUGUUAGAAUUGCAAUGUCUUUAUGCAAUUCAAUCGUAUAUGACGAAGCUCGAAUAUCCGUCUGGUCUCCUCAUCACUAUUAUAAACCGAUUAUGGAUGGACAAUGUGAUAUCGAGCGACGCGUUUUUGACUUGGCAUAACGCUAAGGAUCCAGCGGAACGUGAGGGACACGCUGUGGCAAUGGUUGCCCUUACAUCAUUCUUCACUGACCUACAGGAGCCCGAUGAUAACUCUAGCAUCGAGGAAUUAUCGCCCAAAGCGGACCGGGGUUGCUGUUGACGAUACUGUGAUCGAUUACAUUAUCGUCUGUUUAAAAGACUCGAAUAUACGUUUCCUCCUUUAAAUGGACACAUACAACGUGCUAAGUGAAAUCAAAUUGCAGUUGUGUUUUUUUUUUCUACAAACCGGAACACCCCAAGUAUUGAAAAGAAGGACACAAUAAAUAUUGGUAAAGUGAUACUUGUGGGUGUGUGUAAUAUAGCCUAGGACCUUUUACAUAGGACGCGAUGUGAAAGAAGAAGAAACGGGACACUCGGAUAAAUAUACAUAAUGAAGAUAAACUUUAACUUAACUAUUAAUUACUACAGAAAUAAUGCGGGAUAAUUAUUAUAUACAUAAUUAAAUGAGCAAAUGGUUUAAAGUUUAAAUAAAGCAAAAAAAAUAUUCGAGAAUAUUAUCGUGUUUCUUAUGUAUAUGCAAAGUGUCUCUGCAGCGCGUUAGGUCGAUCGCUCAAUAGGACUGGUACGUACGUCUUUUUUUUCUAUGCUUGGAAUCGGGAAGACUCGAAUCUGCUUCCAAUUAUAAUACGCUAUAACACGGAUCACAACCGAAGUGCUUGUUACACGAUUUAGAUAACGAAUUGCAGAUCGUCUGAAAUACGCGAUUAAGUAGGUCAAUUUUACAUGGAUUAAAUUCGGAAAGUAAGAAGAAUAAAUAAUGGAAUUACCAAGAGAAUAACCAAGUCUGACACUGACAGCGAGACAGAUCUUCCUAUUAUUGUAAUGGAUAUAACAGAAUUACUAAUUUAUAUCUUUACAAAUAAGAACUUACAAUGUAUUAUAAGAAAGGACAUUUACAUGUUUAACAUGAGAAGAUGGCAAACAAAAAGUGAAGCGAAAAUGGUAUAUACUGCGGAAAUACGAUCUGUACUGUAGAAUACGUUGAAGUUAGAAAACGAAAGAAUACAAAUGGUGUGCAUAUUAA